GUCACCGUGACAUCUUCAGAUACCAUCAAAUCUGACACCAUUACAGCCCUCCAAGGAGCGCUACCCUGUCGAGCAACCCCAGAGUUUCCACCAUCAUGGUACCAAGCUGGAGGCAUAUCCGGAACCGAGCAUGACUGAUGGCGCCCGGGGUCGUCCCAUUGUUGUCGAAGAAAACGAGCACCAAGUGCAACGAGCCGAAUGGAGGAACUGGACUGACCCAGUUACUCAAACGCACCAGCGACCGCAUCAUCCGGAGCACUCCCAGGCACCGGAACAUCCGUAUGCAGCUUCAACUGCACCAUCCAUGCCGCCGCCCAUCCUCUCUCGUGAGCGCUAUGCGCAGCAAACCCCUGCCCCCGUACCCCAAACGUCCCACCAACCUCGAGUCUACAAUCACAGUCCCUCGAGCAUGAGCCACGUCCUCAACCACUCGCCCUCUGGAACCGUCGAGCCUCCUCCCCUGCAUCCCGCAUCGUCCCAUUCCGGUCUUCCUUCUGCCCACCACACUCCUUCUAGCAGCGUGCAACCUGUACCACCGCCUCCAUACUACCCUCCUCAACCCGCCCGCCGCGAGAGGUCCGAGAAGGACAAGAUGCUGGCUGGCGAGGACUUCCUUGCCUUCCACCCUUCGCUGCUCGCCGAGCGUGACCACUGCAGCAACCUCGUGUUCCGAUUCAACAUGACCAGCAAGGACAACGUGCAGAUCACCCACAAGGAAAGAUCGAGGCACUUCCAGGCUAUCGUCGAGGCAAAGUGGAACAUUGAUCUGCACUACCGAGCGAGUGGCAGCAGUGCUAUCCCCUACGUUGCUGGCCAUGUCGGCCAGGAUGUUCACGUCUCCACCCCUUUCCACUGCGAUUACGGCUAUAACCUUGUCAUAGGCGACUUCGUUAGCAUUGGCCCUGGCUGCAAGUUUCUCGACAGCGGACGCAUCACCAUUGGGCGGACGGCUCGUAUCGGCGCCGGCGUCAUCAUUGACACGCAGAAGGUGCCGACCGAUUCGAAGUCGAGGAAGGGCGUCCAGGGAACGUGUGUUGCGAGGGAGGUGGUUAUCGGAGAGAACGUCUAUGUCGGUGCGGGAGCGGUGAUUUGUGCGGGAGUAAAAAUCGGUACCGGGGCCAUUGUCCAGCCUGGAGCCGUGGUUAUGAAGGUGAGAUCUGCUUUCCGAGGGUGUGUGGGUGCGUAUGAAUAACGUCGCUGACUCUUGAGUAGGAUGUUCCGCGUGAUUGCAUCGUGAGGGGAAAUCCGGCCACUGUGUCGGUGGUCAACUGGGAUGAUUGAGCG
Messenger RNA from Westerdykella ornata, 1284 nucleotides. Its product is annotated as trimeric LpxA-like protein. The transcript is spliced from 2 exons. Lineage: Eukaryota; Fungi; Ascomycota; Dothideomycetes; Pleosporales; Sporormiaceae. The coding region runs from base 131 to 1192 and encodes 353 amino acids. The record is from RefSeq and is a predicted model, not a curated record. Gene Ontology annotation, molecular function: acetyltransferase activity.